Aureobasidium melanogenum CBS 110374 is the source of this 1452-nucleotide messenger RNA. Its product is annotated as cysteine proteinase. The transcript is spliced from 2 exons. Gene Ontology annotation, cellular component: nucleus; cytosol. The record is from RefSeq and is a predicted model, not a curated record. The annotation marks the transcript as partial. NCBI's taxonomy places the organism in Eukaryota, Fungi, Ascomycota, Dothideomycetes, Dothideales, Saccotheciaceae. Gene Ontology annotation, molecular function: cysteine-type deubiquitinase activity; cysteine-type endopeptidase activity. Gene Ontology annotation, biological process: protein deubiquitination.
CUUGUCUGGAAUGCAGUAGUCCUGCUCACUCCUACGGCUCUCGUCCUUGCUGUCGACAAACGACGGAACCCGGGUCUCUACGAAGGUUCCACAACAUCUCCAUCUACUGGCGACAACUACAUUUUCAAGAGUGAAGCAAUGAGAAGAAUCUUCGGUUUAGGGUCCGGUUCGGCUGCCAUACUUCCAGGCGCAAACUCAUUGAGGAGAGCCAGUUGGCUCGGUGGUCUUGGUUCCAAAUCGGAUGCCCCGCCAGGACUUGGAAACUGGGACAAUUCAUGCUAUCAGAACAGUGUUUUGCAAGGACUGUCUGCUCUUCAGUCUUUGACUACUUACCUGGAACAAUCUGACGCGACCAAGUCCGAGGAUACUUCAACAACUGUCGGCUCCUUGCGUGACCUCAUGGCAAAGCUGAACGAUUCUUCCAAUAACGGCUGCCGCAUUUGGACCCCCGCCAAGCUGAAGUCUAUGAGUAGUUGGCAGCAGCAGGAUGCUCAGGAAUACUACUCGAAGAUCAUGGAUGACAUGGAAAAAGAGACGACGAAAGCAUUCAAGAUUGCACCAGGCACCUCAGGACUGCAUGAAGUUGGCUCACUGGAUACUGUCAAGGCGUCCGGCUCGAAAGAUCAGACUUUCGGCGCACAACAACGCAAUCCGCUCGAUGGUUUCCUUGCUCAACGUGUCGCCUGUACUAGUUGUGGCUUCUCUGAAGGCCUUUCCAUGAUUCCUUUCAACUGUGUCACUGUACCACUCGGCAGGAACUACCGUUACAGAAUCGAAGAUUGCUUGAACGAAUACACAAGUCUGGAAGAGAUCACUGGCGUGGAAUGCGCAAGGUGCACAUUACUCCGUACCAAGUCACAGCUCGAGAACAUGACGACAGAAUCGGACAACUCGACUGACCACUCAGUCACUCUACCUCCUGAGCUUCGUGCUAUGAUUCUCCAGAGGUUGCAGGCUGUGGAGCAAGCGCUGGCAGACGGAGACGUUUCAGAUGAUACGCUCAACAAGAAGUGUCAGAUUCCCAAGAAGUCCCGGGUAUCUAGUACCAAAACUCGUCAAGCUGUAGUUGCUAGAGCGCCGCAGUGCUUAGUGAUACAUGUGAACCGAAGCGUCUUCGACGAGUACACAGGUGCUCAAAGCAAGAACCUUGCCGAGGUUACAUAUCCCAAAACACUCAAUCUGGGACCGUGGUGUCUAGGCACCACAAGAAAUGCCGAUGCGAGGUCUGAGUACAUCCUUCGAGCUGCUGUUACUCAUUACGGUCGUCAUGAGAACGGCCAUUACAUCUGCUAUCGCGAGCACCCAGAACAUAUUCAGGAUAGCGAUAACGAUAUUUUGUCGAAGCCUACUCCUACAAAGUGGUGGCGGCUCAGUGAUGACGAUGUAUCUGCAGUCAGUGAAGACCAUGUCCUCGGACAAGGCGGUGUUUUCAUGCUCUUCUACGAACGCGUC